AUGACACCUAGCGUAGAAUCUUUUGAGGAAUCUACUAAUCGAAUACCCGUUUACCACUUUGCAAAAACUCAUUCUGAUGUGUUGAGUUGGGAGGGCUUUGUAGAGAGUGUCCAGGCUUUUGUUAAUGCGGUAUUUGCUUUCUUUUAUGCUAAUAGUCAUUUGCUCAAUUCACGUUAA
Molecule: messenger RNA, 177 nt
Organism: Racocetra fulgida
Lineage: Eukaryota; Fungi; Glomeromycota; Glomeromycetes; Diversisporales; Gigasporaceae
Source: the annotation of a GenBank genome assembly